ACUACCGACACUCUCCCUCUUCUUCAAAAAACAAAAAACACAUUCUAUAACAAAAACACAAAACACAAAAACACACAUUCCAUCAAAGUAAAACUCCCUCAGAUCUCUGUGAUUUCCAGUUUGAUCGAUCUUAUUGAUUUACAAUGUACGGGAGGGAUCCAUGGGGAGGACCACUAGAAAUAGCAGCAGAUUCAGCAACAGACGAUGAUCGUAGUCGAAACCUUCAAGACUAUGAUCGAGCUGCUCUUUCUUCUUCACGACAACUUGAUGAAACUCAACAAAGUUGGCUUCUUGGUCCUGCUGAGCAAAAAAAGAAGAAAAAAUAUGUUGAUCUUGGUUGCAUUAUUGUUAGCCGUAAGAUCUUUUUUUGGACUGUCGGCUCUAUCUUAGCUGCUGGUUUACUUGCUGGUCUUAUUGCUUUAAUUGUUAAGCUUGCUCCUCGUCAUCAUAAACCUCCUCCUCCUCCUGAUAAUUAUACUCAAGGUCUUCAUAAGGCUCUUAUGUUCUUCAAUGCUCAGAAAUCGGGGAAAUUACCGAAGCACAACAAUGUGUCGUGGAGGGGUAACUCGUGUUUGGAGGACGGGAAGGGUGAAUCCGGCACUUUUUACAAGGAUCUUAAGGGUGGUUUCUAUGAUGCUGGGGAUGCCAUCAAGUUCAACUUCCCUAAGUCUUUUGCUAUGACCAUGUUGAGUUGGAGUGUGAUUGAGUAUAGCGCAAAGUAUGAGGCUGCAGGAGAGCUCAAUCAUGUUAAGGACAUCAUCAAGUGGGGAGCUGAUUACUUUCUCAAGACCUUUAAUUCGACAGCUGAUUCUAUUAAUAGUCUUGUGAUGCAGGUUGGGUCUGGUGAUACUUCUGGUGGAAACACAGCACCUAAUGAUCAUUACUGCUGGACGCGUCCUGAAGACAUUGAGUAUAAACGACCAGUAGCAGUGUGUAGCAGUUGCUCGGACCUUGCUGCUGAAAUGUCUGCUGCUUUGGCUUCAGCUUCUAUAGUUUUUAAGGAUAACAAGGCAUACUCCCAGAAACUUGUGCAUGGCGCUAAAACACUAUACAAGUUUGCAAGAGAACAAAGAGGCAAAUAUAGUGAAGGCAAUGAGGCGGCUACAUUCUACAACUCUACCUUGUAUUGGGAUGAAUUUGUGUGGGGUGGAGCGUGGUUAUAUUACGCUACUGGAAAUAAUUCCUAUCUUUACAUUGCAACCCAUCCUAAAAUGGCCAAGCAUGCUGGUGCAUUCUGGGGAGGCCCAGAUUAUGGUGUGCUCAGCUGGGACAACAAGCUUGCUGGAGCUCAAGUGCUUCUUAGUCGUCUAAGACUGUUCCUGAGCCCUGGUUAUCCUUAUGAAGAAAUUCUCUCGGCCUUUCACAACCAGACUGGCAUAAUUAUGUGCUCCUACUUGCCAUAUUUCAACAGCUUUAAUAGAACAAAAGGUGGUUUGAUCCAAUUGAAUCAUGGACGUCCUCAACCUCUUCAGUAUGUAGUAAAUGCCGCAUUCUUGGCUACCCUUUACAGUGAUUAUCUCGAGGCUUCUGAUACACCUGGCUGGACAUGUGGUCCUAAUUUCUACACAACAGAUGUAUUGCGUCGAUUUGCCCGCACACAGAUUGAUUACAUUCUUGGCAAAAAUCCUCGAAAAAUGAGCUAUCUGGUCGGCUUCGGUAAACACUACCCAAAGCACGUACACCACAGAGGUGCAUCUAUACCAAAGAAUAAAAUCAAGUACAGCUGCAAAGGUGGUUGGAAAUGGAGGGACACUAAGAAGCCAAACCCAAACACCAUAGUAGGAGCCAUGGUUGCAGGUCCCGACAGGCACGAUGGUUUCCGUGAUGUACGUACAAACUACAAUUACACGGAGCCCACACUUGCGGGGAAUGCGGGUUUGGUUGCUGCUCUUGUUGCCCUUUCUGGUGAUAAGAGUGUUGGAAUUGAUAAGAACACUAUGUUCUCUGCAGUGCCUCCCUUGUUCCCAAAUCCUCCUCCUCCUCCCGCACCUUGGAAACCCUGAUGAGUGUGCAUGGACAUUAUCAUGGAGAUGUAUGGUAUUAAUUGUAGGAUCGCUCGGAUCUGAAAUAGUACUUGAAAAGAGAAUGCAAUAUCAAGGAGAUGCCUCAAAUGCAUAUCCUGAUGCCAUAUCCUAAUGCUAUAGAGGAAAAGUUGUACUUUGAUGUGCUCGAAGAUGUUGGUGACGGAGUGACUUAGGCUUUUUGGGAGUUCCUUUUUUGUUGUUAUACUUCCGUGUAUAUGUAUGAUAUAUUCGUUCAUGUAUUCUUUUGAAAACCGAAAUACUUAACAGUGUGAAGCUGAUCAAAGUGAUAAAUCACUAUGUUGUCCAUUGAGAGAACUGAUUAUGUGCCCUUUUUGUUCAAUUUGUAGCUACUCCUAUAAUGAUGACUUGUAUAAAAGCAUUACGGUGCAAAUGAACAGGAGCAAUAUAUGCUGUUAAGAUGAACAAUUUUAAACAUUCA
Molecule: messenger RNA, 2463 nt
Organism: Beta vulgaris subsp. vulgaris (sugar beet)
Lineage: Eukaryota; Viridiplantae; Streptophyta; Magnoliopsida; Caryophyllales; Amaranthaceae
Product: endoglucanase 25
Exons: 6
Coding region: 144-2003 (619 amino acids)
Biological process (GO): carbohydrate metabolic process
Molecular function (GO): hydrolase activity, hydrolyzing O-glycosyl compounds
Source: RefSeq, a predicted model, not a curated record